Messenger RNA from Acanthoscelides obtectus, 788 nucleotides. The record is from the annotation of a GenBank genome assembly. Lineage: Eukaryota; Metazoa; Arthropoda; Insecta; Coleoptera; Chrysomelidae.
UGUUAGAUUGCAUGAAUCACUUCAUUUAGUCAUUGAUGCAGUAAAGCGAAUCCGAAGCAACGCGUUGAAUACGCGGUUAUUUGCGCAGUUGUGUGAAGAAAAUGACGAACACUCAUCAAUUACUCCUUCACACUGAAGUACGCUGGCUGUCGAAAGGCUUAUGUUUGACAAGAUUUUUUGCACUUUUUGAGCCUAUUGUAGAAUUUCUGGAUACUAAAGAUAAAAUUUUAAAAGAAAAUUUAAUGAAGAGGAAAACAGACAUCGCCUAUUUAACAGAUUUGUUAACAAAAUUUAAUAUGGUUAAUUUGCAAUUACAAGGCGACAGUUUAAAUUUGAUUAAAACAAAGUCCAUCUUAUCAGCGUUUCUUGCCAGAGUUAAACUAAUGAAGCAAAAUAUUGGACGGGGCGAAUUUUCUCAGUUCCCCAAUUUGUCACAGACAAGCUGCCAGGAAGACGACGUUUCAACUUACGUUCAACAUUUAAAUGCCCUCUAUUCAGAUUUUGAAUCUUGGUUUGAGGAUAUUUUGACUAUGGUAAUACCACCGAGGAUAAUUAAUCCAUAUGGUGACAUAGAAGAAACGAAUGUCAUAAUACAAGAGGAACUGACUGAACUAAGUACAAACGAAGAACUUAAGGAUCAGUUUAAAAACGGAUAUCAGCAAUUCUGGCUGCAAAACAACAUACCUGUUACUUAUCCCGCGAUCCAACAUGAUGCUUUAGAACAGCCAGCCUACUUCUGUAUGGAACAGAAGAACUUUGUGAUCAGAUUCGAGAUCCUCGCAAAAUAA